AUGCCGUCAUCUCAUGAUGAACAUCAAAAAGUCAAUAUUCGAAUUAAUGAUACAACAGCUGCUAAUAUUCAUAGAGCUGCUGUAACACGUGAUUAUAUUAAACAACCACGAUUAACAUAUAAAACUGUUGUUGGUGUUAAUGGCCCAUUAGUAAUAUUAGAUAAUGUUAAAUUUCCUAAAUUUGCUGAAAUUGUUAAUUUAACAUUACCUGAUGGUAGUAUACGUAGUGGACAAAUUCUUGAAGUAUCAGGAUCAAAAGCUGUCGUGCAAGUAUUUGAAGGAACAGCCGGCAUUGAUGCAAAAUAUACAACUGUUGAAUUUACUGGUGAUAUUUUACGUACACCAGUUUCAGAAGAUAUGCUUGGUCGAAUUUUUAAUGGUUCAGGUAAACCAAUUGAUCGUGGUCCAUCUGUAUUAGCUGAAGAUUAUUUGGAUAUUAAUGGUGAACCAAUUAAUCCAUUUUCACGAGAAUAUCCUGAAGAAAUGAUUCAAACUGGUAUAUCAGCUAUUGAUGUUAUGAACAGUAUUGCACGUGGUCAAAAAAUUCCAAUAUUUUCUGCUGCUGGUUUACCACAUAAUGAUAUUGCUGCACAAAUAUGUCGUCAAGCUGGUCUUGUUAAACAUGCUAAAGACGCAGUUGAUGGUGAUGAUAAUUUUGCCAUUGUAUUUGCUGCUAUGGGUGUUAAUAUGGAAACAGCUCGUUUUUUUAAACAAGAUUUUGAAGAGAAUGGAUCAAUGGAAAAUGUAUGUUUAUUUUUAAAUUUAGCUAAUGAUCCAACAAUCGAACGUAUUAUUACACCACGUAUUGCAUUGACAACAGCAGAAUUUCUUGCUUAUCAAUGUGAUAAACAUGUUCUUGUCAUAUUGACUGAUAUGAGUUCAUAUGCUGAAGCUUUACGUGAAGUUUCAGCUGCUCGAGAAGAAGUACCAGGUCGUCGUGGUUUUCCAGGCUAUAUGUAUACUGAUUUGGCAACAAUUUAUGAACGUGCAGGACGUGUAGCUGGUCGACAUGGUUCAAUUACUCAAAUUCCUAUCUUAUCUAUGCCUAACGACGAUAUUACACAUCCUAUUCCGGAUUUGACAGGUUAUAUUACUGAAGGACAAAUCUAUGUUGAUCGACAAUUACAUAAUCGACAGAUCUAUCCACCAAUUAAUGUGCUUCCGUCAUUAUCACGUCUGAUGAAAUCGGCUAUUGGUGAAGGUAUGACACGAAAAGAUCAUGCUGAUGUUUCAAAUCAAUUAUAUGCUAAUUAUGCUAUUGGAAAAGAUAUAGCUGCAAUGAAAGCUGUUGUUGGUGAAGAAGCUUUAUCAUCGGAUGAUUUACUUUAUUUAGAAUUUUUAGGCAAAUUUGAAAAGAAUUUUCUUACUCAGGGUGCCUAUGAAAAUCGUACAAUAGCUGAUUCAUUAGAUGUAUGUUGGCAAUUACUUCGGACAUUUCCACGUGAAAUGCUUAAGCGUAUUCCACAUAGUAUUCUUCAAGAAUUUUAUCCUCGUGAUGGCGGAAAAAACUUACAACAACAGAUAUCAACAACAACAACAACAACGGGAUGA
Rotaria sp. Silwood2 is the source of this 1551-nucleotide messenger RNA. The record is from the annotation of a GenBank genome assembly. Lineage: Eukaryota; Metazoa; Rotifera; Eurotatoria; Philodinida; Philodinidae.